AUGAAUUAAAAUAAGUUUAACUCAGAAUUAGUAAGGAAAUCGAUUGAAAAUAAAUCAUUCAAUCGGUUCAUUGAUAUUUUUGGUUAUUUAGAGAGGAUUCUUAAUCUUAAUAUAUAAAGUCAAUAAUAAACUGCAUAAUAGAUGAUUCAAAGUUAAAAAUUAUUUAGUAAAAUAAUCAACAGAAAGCAAAAAAAAAAUAAAAAGGGGUUUUAGAUAUUAAAUAUUCAAAAAAAGAGAUAUAAGGAUAUUUGGAAUCUUUGUAAUAAAAAAUAAUAAAUGAAAAGUUUGAAAUACCUAAAAUAAUCAUUUAAUGCAAAAUAUAAUAAAAAAGUGAUAAAAAGUGAGAGACAAGACAAGUAAAAUAAUAACAAUUUUCAUUUGCAUAAACAGGUGUCUAAUAAUAUUAAAAAAAAUAAUGAAUAUUUUUAGGAUAUUUGUGAAAAUUCAAAUAUAAAUUUUUUCACGCUAAACUUUUUAGAUUACUUGAUUGAUAGAGAUUCUUAAAAUUCAGAAAAUUAUUAUAAAAAAGGUAAAAAUGAAAAAUAUUGUUAUAGCUAAUGCUUUAUUAAAAAUGAAUAGAUUUGAAGAAGCAUUGGAGUAUUAUGAUUCAGCUAUUCAGAAAAACCCAGAAGAUGCAGAUUUUUAUAAAUGUAAAGGUAUAAUUUAAUGAUGUAUAUAUUUGUUUAGCGAUUGCAUUAGAAAAAAUGAAUAGAUUUGAAGAAGCAUUGGAGUAUUAUGAUUCAGCUAUUCAGAAAAACCCAGAAGAUGCCGAUUUUUAUAAAUGUAAAGGUAUAAUUUAAUGAUGUAUAUAUUUGUUUAGCGAUUGCAUUAGAAAAAAUGAAUAGAUUUGAAGAAGCAUUGGAGUAUUAUGAUACAGCUAUUCAGAAAAACCCAGAAGAUGCCGAUUUUUAUAAAUGCAAAGGUAUAAUUUAAUGAUGUAUAUAUUUGUUUAGCGAUUGCAUUAGAAAAAAUGAAUAGAUUUGAAGAAGCAUUGGAGUAUUAUGAUACAGCUAUUCAGAAAAACCCAGAAGAUGCCGAUUUUUAUAAAUGCAAAGGUAUAAUUUAAUGAUGUAUAUAUUUGUUUAGCGAUUGCAUUAGAAAAAAUGAAUAGAUUUGAAGAAGCAUUGGAGUAUUAUGAUACAGCUAUUCAGAAAAACCCAGAAGAUGCCGAUUUUUAUAAAUGCAAAGGUAUAAUUUAAUGAUGUAUAUAUUUGUUUAGCGAUUGCAUUAGAAAAAAUGAAUAGAUUUGAAGAAGCAUUGGAGUAUUAUGAUACAGCUAUUCAGAAAAACCCAGAAGAUGCCGAUUUUUAUAAAUGCAAAGGUAUAAUUUAAUGAUGUAUAUAUUUGUUUAGCGAUUGCAUUAGAAAAAAUGAAUAGAUUUGAAGAAGCAUUGGAGUAUUAUGAUACAGCUAUUCAGAAAAACCCAGAAGAUGCCGAUUUUUAUAAAUGCAAAGGUAUAAUUUAAUGAUGUAUAUAUUUGUUUAGCGAUUGCAUUAGAAAAAAUGAAUAGAUUUGAAGAAGCAUUGGAGUAUUAUGAUACAGCUAUUCAGAAAAACCCAGAAGAUGCCGAUUUUUAUAAAUGCAAAGGUAUAAUUUAAUGAUGUAUAUAUUUGUUUAGCGAUUGCAUUAGAAAAAAUGAAUAGAUUUGAAGAAGCAUUGGAGUAUUAUGAUACAGCUAUUCAGAAAAACCCAGAAGAUGCCGAUUUUUAUAAAUGCAAAGGUAUAAUUUAAUGAUGUAUAUAUUUGUUUAGCGAUUGCAUUAGAAAAAAUGAAUAGAUUUGAAGAAGCAUUGGAGUAUUAUGAUACAGCUAUUCAGAAAAACCCAGAAGAUGCCGAUUUUUAUAAAUGCAAAGGUAUAAUUUAAUGAUGUAUAUAUUUGUUUAGCGAUUGCAUUAGAAAAAAUGAAUAGAUUUGAAGAAGCAUUGGAGUAUUAUGAUACAGCUAUUCAGAAAAACCCAGAAGAUGCCGAUUUUUAUAAAUGCAAAGGUAUAAUUUAAUGAUGUAUAUAUUUGUUUAGCGAUUGCAUUAGAAAAAAUGAAUAGAUUUGAAGAAGCAUUGGAGUAUUAUGAUACAGCUAUUCAGAAAAACCCAGAAGAUGCCGAUUUUUAUAAAUGCAAAGGUAUAAUUUAAUGAUGUAUAUAUUUGUUUAGCGAUUGCAUUAGAAAAAAUGAAUAGAUUUGAAGAAGCAUUGGAGUAUUAUGAUACAGCUAUUCAGAAAAACCCAGAAGAUGCCGAUUUUUAUAAAUGCAAAGGUAUAAUUUAAUGAUGUAUAUAUUUGUUUAGCGAUUGCAUUAGAAAAAAUGAAUAGAUUUGAAGAAGCAUUGGAGUAUUAUGAUACAGCUAUUCAGAAAAACCCAGAAGAUGCCGAUUUUUAUAAAUGCAAAGGUAUAAUUUAAUGAUGUAUAUAUUUGUUUAGCGAUUGCAUUAGAAAAAAUGAAUAGAUUUGAAGAAGCAUUGGAGUAUUAUGAUACAGCUAUUCAGAAAAACCCAGAAGAUGCCGAUUUUUAUAAAUGCAAAGGUAUAAUUUAAUGAUGUAUAUAUUUGUUUAGCGAUUGCAUUAGAAAAAAUGAAUAGAUUUGAAGAAGCAUUGGAGUAUUAUGAUACAGCUAUUCAGAAAAACCCAGAAGAUGCCGAUUUUUAUAAAUGCAAAGGUAUAAUUUAAUGAUGUAUAUAUUUGUUUAGCGAUUGCAUUAGAAAAAAUGAAUAGAUUUGAAGAAGCAUUGGAGUAUUAUGAUACAGCUAUUCAGAAAAACCCAGAAGAUGCCGAUUUUUAUAAAUGCAAAGGUAUAAUUUAAUGAUGUAUAUAUUUGUUUAGCGAUUGCAUUAGAAAAAAUGAAUAGAUUUGAAGAAGCAUUGGAGUAUUAUGAUACAGCUAUUCAGAAAAACCCAGAAGAUGCCGAUUUUUAUAAAUGUAAAGGUAUAAUUUAAUGAUGUAUAUAUUUGUUUAGCGAUUGCAUUAGAAAAAAUGAAUAGAUUUGAAGAAGCAUUGGAGUAUUAUGAUUCAGCUAUUCAGAAAAACCCAGAACAAGCAGAUUAUUUUAUUGGUAAAGGUAAUUACUAAACUUUAAUUUUAAAGCCAAUACUUUAUACCUAUUAAAAAAUUUUGAUUCAGCACUAAAAUAUUGUGAUUAUGCAAUUUAGAGGGACGAUAAUAAUACCAAUUAUAAAUUAUUCUAAAGUAAUAUUCAUAAUUUAUAAAUAGGUUUAUUAUAAAUUUCGAAAAAUAUAAAUUAUUGA
This is a messenger RNA of Paramecium primaurelia, 3237 nucleotides long. The record is from the annotation of a GenBank genome assembly. Lineage: Eukaryota; Ciliophora; Oligohymenophorea; Peniculida; Parameciidae.